AAAACAAUGAUUUCAAUGAUUUUCUCUUUAAAAUGAAAUGAAGUAAUCAAAACUCCAUUGCUUCAACUUGCAACACAAAUUACUACUUAAUAUCUUUAAAUUUGUUGUUUAUUAUAGCCUCUGGUGGUGCAUUACAUUGCAGUUGGAGUUUGAUAAUGGAGUUUGCUAUGACAUUUGAUGAAGUUUCCAUGGAGACUAGCAAGAGCUUUGUCUUUGCCCUUCAGGAACUUAAGAACUUGAGGCCUCAACUCUAUUCUGCUGCAGAUUACUGUGAAAAAUCUUAUCUCAAUAGUCAUCACAAAGAAAUGGUACUUGACAACCUAAAAGAUUAUGCUGCAAGCGCCAUUGUAAAUGCUGUUGAUCAUCUUGGGACUGUGGCUUACAAGUUAACUGACCUUCUUGAGCAGCAAGCAUUGGAUGUCUCAGCCAUGGAUUUGAAGAUCUCUACUCUAAACCAGAGACUUCUUACAUGCCAAGUAUACACAAAUAAUGAGGGUAUUCGGCAACAGCAGUUGUUGGCUAUUAUUCCUCGACAUCACAAGCACUACAUUUUGCCAAAUUCGGUCAAUAAAAAGGUACAUUUCCGUGCAUACAAACAAACUGAUGCAAAACAAAAUUCAUUUAAAAGCAGAACUCGUCCCCAACCUUCAGGUACCCCUGUUUCAAAAACUCUUUCAUGGCAUCUAGCAUCAGAAACUAAGUCAACCUUAAAAAGACGAAGUUCACAUGCUUCAAAAAAAAUCAAGGACCCCAAAUUUUCUACCAAGACCACUGGAGUUUUCCACCUUAUAGAUAAUGAAGAGGUUCCACAGUUGAAACCCUCUGAACCAAAUAACUACGUACAAAAUGGAGUUCCUACUUCUAGUGCGGCCAACCAAUCUCUCGGUGUCACAAGGGAUACAUUAGAGGGUUUCAGACCAUUGAAAAAAUUUGGGUCCUUUGACAAUCAAAACCUGCAUGAGACUGUCCAUGUUCCUAGUCGCAGCAAAAGUGUGCUAUCAAGUCUUUUUGUGAAGCAAAGAUCUGCAAAAUUGAGAGCUGGUUCUGUCUCAUAAGUACCUAUCUGAUUUGUAAAGAUAUCACCUUAUAUUUUGACAGAAAAAGAGUUAAGAAAACACGUCAAUCAAUCCAAUUGCAUUGUGCUCUUUCAUCUGACUAUGCCUUAAAAUAAUGACAGUGUAUGCAUUCUGCUCAAAUAUUGACAAAAACUAAUAAAUAUGCGUUUGCCGGGAGUCGAACCCGGGUCUAUUGCUUGGAAGGCAAUUAUCCUAACCGUUGGACUACAAACGCUGCUUGUUGUUGGUCGAUUUUCCUAUGUAAAUAUUAUAAUAUUAAUUUUUGUA
Molecule: messenger RNA, 1343 nt
Organism: Vicia villosa (hairy vetch)
Lineage: Eukaryota; Viridiplantae; Streptophyta; Magnoliopsida; Fabales; Fabaceae
Product: protein ABIL1-like
Exons: 9
Coding region: 156-1055 (299 amino acids)
Source: RefSeq, a predicted model, not a curated record